Messenger RNA from Acanthocheilonema viteae, 5008 nucleotides. The record is from the annotation of a GenBank genome assembly. Lineage: Eukaryota; Metazoa; Nematoda; Chromadorea; Rhabditida; Onchocercidae.
AUGGGAUCAAAUGAACCAACCAACAAGAAGAAUGGGGAAAAUGAAGAAGUCACAAUAACAACGAAAAAAGAUGAAAAGAAGGAAAAUGAUUCAGACAAUAAGAAGGACAAAGAGAAGCGUCGAGAUUCCGUAACAGGUUCACCUUUGGAUACAAGUUCAUCAUCAAACAGUUCUAUAGAUUCGGAUGAAGUUGAUGCAACGGAACAUAAUUCAAAAAGUACGAUGACUUCCGAAGCAUCAAAACUGCAAAUGGAUAGUCAUGAAGUCAACGAUGCUGUCAGUUCAAUGAUAAAGAGAAUCUCUAUAAUUUCAAAUACGGAAUCAAAUGAAGUAUCUAAAUCAAUUAUAAACAACGACAAAAAGGAUAAGCAAAGAAUGAAUAUGGAUAAUAGCGCUGAUGAACAGAAUGUAGGCUCAGAAAGUAAUGCAAAGAAGUCGAGGAAGCGCAAUCGGAAGCAAGGUAGAAAAAGCAAGCCACACAUUCUAUCUGAUCAAAAUAAAACGUUUUUCAAUAAAGGAAAUCGCACAAUCGAUGAAGACGUAAAAGAAAAUACACUAGAGAUACUGAAAGAUAGCGUUACGGACACUUCUCCGAAAUUAGGAACUUGGGUGGUAGGAAAAGAAGUUACGAGCAUCGAUGGAAUGGAAACGUCGAAUUUGUUGUAUAUGAUUGAUGCCAGCAAUAAGUUUUCACAGCGUUUCACUUAUUGGAUACGGAAAUUUUAUAUCGCGGCUAUUGAUGGUAACGUGGAGGAAUUCAUGAUUAAGUUCACUUGCAUUAUACAAAUUAUAAAAAAGAAAGCUGGUAGUGAACAUUAUAAACGUAUGAAUGGACAUCAGUUAAAGGAGCAUGCGAUGAACAAUGUUAUGUAUGCGUUCUUCGAUAAAUCAGAGAAUACAUCUAUUUUACAUCACCUUGCACCAACCAAAAAUGCUGAUCGUCCUUGUAGCAUGAGAAACCAUGGUUAUUGCAGACUGAUUAAAAUAAUUUUGAGUAUGUUACCCUGGAAAAAUCGAAGAAUUUUACUUGCUACAUCUACAAAAAGAACAGGAAAAACUGCUCUGCAUUUGGCAGCUGCUACAGGGCAGUCUUGUCAAAUGCAAGCUUUGAUGGAUUUUGGAGCUUGGCCAGAUUUUUUUGAUCAUUCUGGACGUACACCAAUACAUUAUGCGAUUAUGAGGAAUAAUUUAGAAAUGGUGAAAUUGCUUUUGUGGUACGGAGCGGACAUAUCAUUGAGAGAGCGUUCAGCGACGCCACUCCAACUUGCAGGCUGUUCACCAACAACUACAUCUAUAUGUGAAUAUCUGCACGCACGAGUGACUGCAUUGGAAAAAAUAUUUAUGCAAUGGGUAAGGAAAUAUGUGAGGGGUGUUUGGACACCGGAAUAUGCUAUUUCCGAUUUGCACUUUUCAAGGUUAUCAAAAGCAUGCGAUUCAAGAAGAGAUGCACCUCGGAAUUUCAUAACCAAAAAUCGUAAAAUCCAUAUAAAUAUUUCGAGAACACGCACUGCCAAUCCACAGCUGAAGAAAUGUCCACUAAUGUUACUGUUCAUUGUACCAACAUUCUACAAGGGGGAAGACAGAUUGGCGGAUGCUUCCAAUCCGCAGAUAUUCUGUGCUAAACUACAAAACGUAAAUGGAGUUAUUGUUAAAUUACUUCCAUCUAGACCACUGCUAAGUUGUUCAAAAUGGAGGACUGACAUUAGAUCAGCUCUCGAAAAACCUCAUAAUGGGUAUUUUUACGUCUAUAAACUUCCAGAAAAUAUUGAAGUCGAUUCAUAUACGCUUCAUUUGAUGGUUGAAUUAGAGGAGUUGCGUUUUCAAGCUCCCCACAUAACGCUUGCAAUACAGGCUUUUGCAUGUGGUCCACCAGACUUAGAGCAUUAUAAUGAAUUGCGAGUUCACAAAGUUGGUGGCAAAGUGAAGAAGAAAGCUAUUAAGAAGAGAAGUGGUAUUAAUGCAAAGGCUUUCACAUUUCAGUCUGCUGUUAAAGCAAGUCGUGCCAUUCGCAGAGCAGCAGAUAAGGAUGAAAAGAAGAAACACAUACCUGUAGUCGAUCGCACUCCUGUCGAUCCACCUCCAGUUAUUGUUGCUAUCGUUGGUCCUUCAAAAGUUGGGAAAAGUACGUUGUUGCGAUGUCUAGUAAAGCAUUAUGUACGACAUAAUUUAACUGAAAUUCGCGGACCAAUCACUAUUGUUACUGGCAAAACUCGGAGAGUAACAUUCGUUGAAAUUAAUAAUGAUUUAAACUCCAUGAUCGAUAUUGCAAAAGUUGUUGAUUUGGUUUUAUUAAUGGUGGAUGCUUCUUACGGAUUUGAGAUGGAAACAUUCGAAUUUUUAAAUAUAUGUCAAGUGCAUGGGAUGCCUCGAAUCAUGGGUGUUCUUAGUCAUCUUGAUGUAAUUAAGAAGAAGGAGAAGUUGAAACAUACGAAGAAAUUACUGAAACAUCGUUUUUGGACAGAAGUUUAUCAGGUUAUUAUUUUGAAAGCUUGUUAUUACUUGGAGAUUUAUUUUGAAUAUGUUGAAACUCUUGAGACGAGUAUUGAAUUAAGUGGAUUUUGUAAUCGUUUUUGCCCAUUGCUACGUAUUCUUAUUUUAUCAUCAGAAUAUUCACAGGGUGCAAAACUAUUUUACUUGUCGGGAAUGAUCAAUGAGCAAUAUUUAAAAAAUGAAAUUCGAAAUCUCGCACGUUUUAUAUCGGUCACGAAGUUUCGUCCUCUAGUUUGGAGAACAAGCCAUCCAUAUGUUUAUUGUGAUCGUUACGAAGAUUUAACUGAUCCACAGCUACUUCGCGAAAAACCAUUAGCGAACCGCACGAUUUCAUUAUAUGGUUGGGUGCGUGGGACGUUUCUCAAAAAUCAUGCUGCUGUGCAUAUCCCUGGGAUAGGCGAUUUAAUGAUCAAAGAUGUGACGGCUUUACUUGAUCCAUGUCCGUUGCCAUCAAAAGAAAAGAUGAAACGCUCGUUGAAUGAAAAAGAGCGUGUUAUUUAUGCUCCGUUUUCUGGUCUUGGUGGUGUCGUUUACGAUAAAGAUGCUAUUUAUUUGGAAACAGGUGGCUCACAUUCAUAUAAGAAAGCUCGGCACGAACUCGUUGAAGUAUUGGAAAAUGUUAAGGAGGGUAUCGAUGAUAAAAUGCACAAAACAGCAUUGAAAGUGGUUGAGAAUUCCCAAAUUGCCAUACCUCAUAAUGAGAGUGAAAGCGAAAUGGAUUAUGAUGAUUCUAAUACGAAAGACGAAGUGGAAAGCAAUGGUGAAGAAUCAAGUUAUUCUGUGGAUUUAGACGUUGAAAAUGAUGCGUCCGAUGAUGGAAGGAAUGAAACAAAUGCUAAAGAAAAGACAGUUAAGCGUUGGUCUGAACUUUGUACACGAGCAAAAUUAUUGUACAGCGACAAAAAAUCAACGAGGCUGAAUUGGGCCAAAGUCGUAUAUUCUGAUUCAGAUCUGGAUGACCAGAAUGAAGAAGAGCAAAAUCAAAUACUUGGCGGCCUUUUCAAAGUUUCAACUCGAACUAAAAAAACUAUUGAUAACUUGGAGGAUGGCCUUCUUUAUUAUAAACCAUCAACAGUUAUAUCUGAAGAGCUUUUAAAACAGCGAGAUUGGAACGAUUUGGAGGUUCGUGCAUCGAUUGCGGACUGCUUUGUUACGGGAAACUGGAAUUCUGAUGAAGAUGCUGCUAAGCAGUUAGAAGGUGAUGGUGAAGACAAAACUGACCAUAGUGAUAAAACUGAAGAAAAGACAGAUGCUAUAACAGUAGCGAGGACGAGUGAGGAGGAGGCAUCUAAAAGAAGAAGAAUUGAUAAAGAAAAAUUGAAAAUGCGUUUCAACGCUGAAUAUGAUGAGACCAAUAAACAUUACGUGCAACUGAAAGAGGAACUUGAAGAGCAGUCGAAACUUAAUAAAUCAGUCUUCGAAGAAUUGGAUGAAGCGACUCGACAACAGUUAGAAGGUUUCCGACCAGGGCUUUAUGUUCGAGUAGAGUUAGAGGAUGUACCUGUGGAAUUUUUACAGCAUUUCGAUCCAACCAGACCCUGUAUUAUAGGUGGCCUUCUGACUGGUGAACAGAAUAUCGGUUCUGUACAAGUACGGGUGAAGAAACACCGAUGGUAUGAGCGGUUAUUGAAGUCACGAGAUCCUUUGAUCAUAUCAUGUGGUUGGAGGCGAUUUCAAACUGUUGUCAUAUAUUCAAUGCAGGAUCAUAACAUGAGGCAGCGUUUCUUAAAAUAUACACCAGAGCAUAUGUUUUGUCAAGCAGUCUUCUGGGGGCCAAUAACAGCGCAGAACACGGGAUUCCUUGCAGUACAAUCGCUAAAUAGAGAUAUGAAAGGCUUUAGGAUUGCCGCAACAGGUGUUGUAUUGAAUCUGGAUAAAGCCUUCCAAGUUGUGAAAAAACUAAAACUAAUUGGUUAUCCUUACCGAAUAUUCAAGAAAUCGGCUUUCAUUAAGGGAAUGUUCAACACUGUCUUAGAAGUAGCAAAAUUCGAAGGUGGUGUUAUACGCACAGUUAGUGGUAUUCGUGGUCAAAUCAAAAAAGCGUUACACGAGUCUGCGGGUGCGUUUCGAGCAACUUUCGAAGACAAAAUUCUUAUGAGUGAUAUCGUUUUCCUUCGUGCCUGGGUAUCUGUGCCUGUCCCUCAUUUCUAUACUCCUGUAAUAAACCUGCUAUUAUCAUUAAACCAAGAAUGGGAGGGCAUGCGAACAGUAGGUCGUUUACGUUUUGAAAUGGGUUUGAAACCACCGAUGAAGAUGGAUUCAGUUUACAAACAAGUUGAAAGACGACCGUUUGAGCCUGCACCGUUAUUUAUUCCAAAAACACUCCAGAAAGAACUACCAUAUCGACUAAAACCAAAAGUUGUGAAAGAAAUAAAAAAGAAUGGUGACAGACUUGUAGAAAAGCAUAGUUCAAUUAUACUAGAACCACAUGAAAGCAAGAUAAAUCGGUUCAUGGAAAUACUUGGUACGGUACAUGCUGAAAAAGUGAAGACGGAGAGAACAGCAAUGGAACAGCGUG